Molecule: messenger RNA, 1537 nt
Organism: Cotesia congregata
Lineage: Eukaryota; Metazoa; Arthropoda; Insecta; Hymenoptera; Braconidae
Source: the annotation of a GenBank genome assembly
AUGAACUGCCUUUUACUUCUUAUCAAGUUUAAUAAAAUGGUCGUGAGAACGUCGCAGAAUAUUAGUACGGACAGCUAUCAGAGUGCAAUUGAGGCGCUUAAUAAUCUUCAGUCCAACGCUACCUACCUCAAGAAUGCUUCCAGACACACUAAUACUCUUAAAGACACGGAGAAAUAUCUUAAGAGGAAUUACAAUAAAAGACCUCAAAAAGCUGUCAAUAAUCCACGUAGCUGGAACCAAAGGCAAAGGAUCAACAUGCGCAUUUACAGAAUCAAUCCUCCGGUACCACGGACACAAAACUGGACUCUACACAUCUCCACAUUUAGUCUCAGUGCGCGAAAGAAUCCGCAUAAACGGCCAAUCAAUCUCCGAGGAAUUAUUCUCGGAAGAAUUCUGGCGGCUACAUACUCGGCUUAGUUCCCAAAAAGACCACGAGAGGGACAUGCCGCCAUACUUUAGGUUCCUGACGAUCUUAAUGUUCCACGUGUUCCUAAAAGCGUCGGUAGAUGUCGCGAUAAUCGAGGUGGGAAUCGGAGGCCUUUACGACUGCACGAACAUCAUCCCCUCGGCAGUUUGUGUCGGAAUAACAAGGUUAGACCUCGACCACACGGCGCUGCUUGGAGAUACCAUCAGCGCCAUCGCAGCGCAAAAAGCGGGAAUUUUUAAAAAGUCCGUACCUGCAUUUUCAGUCGCUCAGCCCGCGGAAGCAGCUGAGGUUCUCAGAACCAGAGCCAGCGCCAUCUGUUGUCCGCUGACUUUCGUUCCAGGAACCUCGAGUGUCUUCAAGGUUUUGCCGGUUCUGGGAAUCUCUUCUGAUGUUCAGCAGGCGAACGCAGCGCUGGCGAUCGAGUUGGCAAGAACCUGGAUGGACAAUCGGAGAGGAACAAUUGGUUAUUUUGAGGUUGGGACAGUGGAACAGGCUCUUAAAUCCUGCAGGUGGCCCGGAAGGACUCAAAUUUUGAAGACCAAGUCUGUAGAUUUUUACCUAGAUGGCGCUCAUACGCCAGAAAGUAUUAAGUGCUGCGCAGAGUGGUUCCUGAAGUUCCGGGAACCGAUGGAACCAUCUGUUCUUAUUUUUAAUUCUACCGGGAACCGAGAUUCUUGGAACCAUCUAGAGAUUCUUCGGAACAUUGGGUUCUCUUUGGCAAUUUUCGUUCCAAAUUUUGCAGGAUUUGCUUCUAAUGAACAAGAGAACCGCCUCCUGCCGGUAAAUGAACAAACUAAGAGGUGCAAAAUUCAUUAUGACCUCUGGGUUGCGCAGAACAACUCUAGCGCAUGCGCAGAAUCUGUUCCUGCGCGGAACAACUAUAGCGCAUGCGCAGAAACUGUUCCUGCGCAGAACAACGGUAGCGCAGAACCUGUUCCUGCGCGAAACAGCCGUGGCGCAUGCGCAGAAUCUGUUCGAGCGGCGCUGGAAGUUAUUAGAACCGAGUUCCCGGAACAAAGGGCGCAAGUUCUUGUCACUGGCUCACUACACCUUGUUGGAGCUGCUUUAGCGAUUCUAGACCCGGAACUUACAAUGAAGAGCAACUGGUGA